GCACCGGAUUUGACAGUUGUCGAACAUCUGACCAGGAAAAAACUAGAUUGCAUUGGGUCGAUGCCACCAGGUCUUGCGCUUCGUCGCUGCUGACGAGGCAACCUUAUCCACCAGAGAUGAUUGCUUCUCCUGCUAAUGCUGAUGGCUUCCGGCGAUGGCACGAGGCCGGAAACGAUGAUCACAUCCCUCCCGCUGACGUUCGCAUCGUCACGUCCGAUGGGCAAAGCAUCGCCGCGCAUUCGAGCCUUCUGGGUUCGGCUUCGCCGGUGUUGGAGCGGUUGUUAUAUCGUCCGCGUAAAACCUGGAACUCCGACAGGAUCAUCCACAUCCUCGGCGUGCCACAAGAUGCAGUGCUUGCCUUCGUUCGCUUCCUUCACUCUUCUUCGAGAACGGUGCUGACUUCAAGAGAGGCAGAGGAGGCGAUGGGGAGGCACGGCGUGGCUCUGCUGGCGCUGUCGCACGCGUACCGGGUUCCGUGGCUGAAGCGGGGGUGUGAGGCCGCCGCCGCCGCCAGGGUGAGCGCCGAGAACGUGAUGGACGUGUUGAAACUGGCGAGGAUGUGCGAUGCGUUGUGGCUGCGUCAGCGGUGCAUGAGGCAGGUGGCGAAGGACUUUGCGGCGGUGCAGCAGACGGAGGGGUGGCGAUUCGUUCAGAAGCAUGACCCCGCACUCGAGCUCGAGAUCCUCCAGUUCUUGGAGGAAGCCGACCAGAGAAAGAAGCGAUGGAGAAGAGAACGAGCGAACCAGGAGAUGUACCAGAUAUUAGGCGAGGCAAUGGAUUGCCUGCAACACACAUUCGCCGGCGGCUGCGCGGACGAGGCCUCGAGCGGGAAGAAGUCCCCGUGCAAGAGUCCUCUCACGUGCCAGAGACUGCAACACCUCCUCCGCCACUACGCCACCUGCGACAAUAAGUUGGUCCCAAAGUGCUGCCCACAUUGCACGAGAAUGAGGCGGCUCUGCCGCCUCCACUCCUCCCUCUGCGAUCAAACUGCAUCCUGCAAAGUCCCUCUCUGCAAGCAGUUCAAAUUGAAGGCGGAGAGAGAUCAGGGAGAGGAGAAGACAUGGGGACUCCUAGUCAAGAAGGUGGCAACUGCAAGAACCAUGGCAUCUUUGGCCAACAGGGAGAGGUCGGAGCUCGUGCAGAGGUCGCGGACAAGAUACAGAGGCGCAAGAUGACUUGGCCAACUAGUUUAAGCACAAUGCCUUAUUCUUUCUUUCAUAGUUGUACACAACAUUUGCUCCAAUUAUAAUUGUCGUAGACAAUAUCGAGCGCUUGAUUCCGCAGUAAUGCAUCGCUGUAGCCUCUGAA
Messenger RNA from Musa acuminata subsp. malaccensis (wild Malaysian banana), 1308 nucleotides. RefSeq names its product BTB/POZ and TAZ domain-containing protein 2. Gene Ontology annotation, molecular function: protein binding. NCBI's taxonomy places the organism in Eukaryota, Viridiplantae, Streptophyta, Magnoliopsida, Zingiberales, Musaceae. The record is from RefSeq and is a predicted model, not a curated record. Gene Ontology annotation, cellular component: nucleus.